Suillus subalutaceus is the source of this 1049-nucleotide messenger RNA. RefSeq lists its product as uncharacterized. Lineage: Eukaryota; Fungi; Basidiomycota; Agaricomycetes; Boletales; Suillaceae. The transcript has 2 exons. The record is from RefSeq and is a predicted model, not a curated record. Bases 84 to 1049 code for a protein of 321 amino acids.
CAUUGAUACACGCGCCGGCUGCAGGUACCCAUCAAAAGAGAGUAGAAUGAACAGAUGGCCUACGAUAUGCCCUCAACUUCACCAUGACCCUCCUACUCUACGCUGUCCUCUUCUGCAUUCCAUUUGUUGUCGCUUCACUCCCAAGUCUCAACGAUACCCAUAUUCAUACACUCGAUGUCAAUGACUCUUCAUUCUGCAAUACCAGGACCUUGUGGGACAUUCUCUUGAGCUGUUGGUUAACUUUGUUUGCAUGCACAUGGACUGCCAUCCAUCCGGACGUUCCGCGUAUGGACGAGGGGAAAGUUGCUAUUACCUUUCGUCGUCUACUCCUCAUGGUUAUGGCGUUGCUCGGCCCUGAAUUCGUGAUCUCCUGGGCCGCAUGGCAGUUUUUGUGUGCUCGUCAAGUUGCAAAAGACUUCAAUGAUGCCUUUGAUGCGCAACGCUCCCAGCCCCAUGAAGACUGUCAAGUCGUAUGGCAGGGCGAGCCGGAAAUUUUGUUACUCGACGACAUCUCAAAUUCAAGCAAAAGUUCAAGCGCAAGUUCAAGCGCAAGAUGGACACUAACACAUGGGUUCUUCGCCUGGAUGGGUGGAUUCAUGCUCUACGUCGAUGGUAAGCCGCGGGCCACUCUCACACCCGAUGAACUCCUGCAGUUUGUUCGUGACGGAUCCGUAGAGAUGCCUGUCAUCACGGAGGCAGACAUAGAAGAUCGAAGUAAGGGUGAUGUGCUAUCCAAAUGGGUCGCCAUUCUUCAGCUGGUGUGGUUCAUCAUCCAGCUCAUCGCCCGCUACGCCCAGAACCUCCCAGUGACACUGCCUGAAAUUGACACCCUGGGUAUAGCUGCUCUGACCUGCAUUGCCUAUGGCUUGUGGUGGAAGAAGCCGAAGGACGUAGGGCGUCCUCAUGUUGUUCAUUGGAACUCGAAGGCAACUACUCCUCCACCACGCGACAGCUUAGUCAACGAGUACGUCAUUGUCAUCAAUAUUCCUGGCAGAACUUGUUCUGAUUUGCCUGCAUUCUAUGUAGCAAAAGACAAAGUGCAUUGUUAA